AUGCCAAAAGGAAAAAAACAAAAUUCAAAAAAUCCAAUGCUAGGAGGCUUUCCACCUUCUAACCUUUCACUAUCGAUGACACAAAUGGAAGAUGAUCCUCCAGAUUUUGAAUUGCCCGAUGUUCCACCUUUCACUAAAAUUGCUACUGACGAUAGUGCUUAUAAAACUUGGGUAUGUUUGUAUCCUGUUUACUUUGAUUCAACAAAAUCACACCAAGAAGGAAGAAAAGUUAUUAGAGAACUUGCUGUACCGAAUCCUUUAGCAAAAGAUCUCGCCGAAUCCGUAAAGACUUUGGGUCUAUCCUGCGUUUUUGAGCCACGUAAAACACAUCCCAGAAAUUGGGCUAACCCCGGAAGAGUACGAGUACAAUUAUUUAAUGAUCAAAAGAUUCCUUUCAAUAGUAAUAUUCCAACGCGUAAAGAAUUAAUUAAACAAGUGGCGUCGGUAAUGUCAGAGAUUCAAAAAAAUAAUCCACAGCAGUUUCCACCCAGCCAUUCUCCAGCUGUAUCUAGUGGUAUAUUGAAAGAGGGAAAAAGUAGUGAUACUGGAUCUACUUCUAGUUCUACUUCAACUCCAGUAACAGGACAAGCUUCUUCAAGCAUUUCAACUGCUUCGUCCUCAAAAAAGAAGGGAAGAAAAGGUCGAAAAUGA
Molecule: messenger RNA, 651 nt
Organism: Scutellospora calospora
Lineage: Eukaryota; Fungi; Glomeromycota; Glomeromycetes; Diversisporales; Gigasporaceae
Source: the annotation of a GenBank genome assembly